Messenger RNA from Abrus precatorius (Indian licorice), 1608 nucleotides. RefSeq names its product E3 ubiquitin-protein ligase PUB22-like. The transcript has a single exon. Bases 96 to 1361 code for a protein of 421 amino acids. The record is from RefSeq and is a predicted model, not a curated record. Gene Ontology annotation, biological process: protein ubiquitination. Lineage: Eukaryota; Viridiplantae; Streptophyta; Magnoliopsida; Fabales; Fabaceae. Gene Ontology annotation, molecular function: ubiquitin protein ligase activity.
CCCAAGUUUUUCAAACUUUCACAACUCCUUCAAUUCACAACAACUCUUUUCAUCACUGUCUCUACAACCUCUUCUUAUCGGAUCUAACACAAGACAUGGACGAGAUUGAUGUUCCUUCGUUCUUUGUUUGCCCCAUUUCGUUAGAAAUCAUGAAGGAUCCGGUGACUGUCUCCACGGGUAUAACCUACGACCGUGAAAGCAUCGAGACGUGGCUAUUUUCUAAGAAAAACAAGACAUGUCCUGUCACCAAACAACCCUUGUUAGAUUACAAUGAUCUCACUCCUAACCACACCCUUCGGAGACUGAUUCAAGCAUGGUGUACCAUGAACGCUUCUCACGGCAUCGAAAGGAUUCCAACUCCUAAGCCUCCCGUAAACAAAAACCAGAUUUCAAAGCUCCUCAAAGACGCUUCUCAUUCACCUUCGAUGCAGAUUAAGUGCCUCCGAAAGCUUAAAUCCAUCGCUUCCGGAAGUGAAACAAACAAACGUUGCAUGGAAGCAUCGGGUGCUGUUGAAUUCUUAGCAUCAAUUGUAGUGAACAACAUCGAUUCUUCAAAUUUACCCGGGCUAGAGUCCAACCCAGAUGAUGGAUUCGAGUUGAAAACAAGCGCAAGCGAUGAAGCCUUAAGCUUGCUAUAUAAUCUUCAUUUAUCUGAACCUGGGUUGAAGACUCUCCUAGCCUUCAAAAACGGGGAGUUUAUAGAUUCCUUAACAAGAGUAUUGCAAAAGGGGUUCUUCGAAUCACGAGCUUAUGCAGUGUUCUUGUUGAAAUCUAUGUCUGAAGUGGCUGAACCAGUGCAACUAUUGCAUCUCAGAACUGAACUCUUCGUGGAAUUAGUGCAAGUUUUGAAGGAUCAGAUUUCACAGAAGACAUCAAAAGCGACACUCCAUACACUGAUUCAAUUCUGCCCAUGGGGGAGAAACAGGAUCAAAGCGGUGGAAGCAGGAACGGUUCCUGUUUUGAUAGAACUUCUUCUUGAUUGUAAGGAGAGAAAGCCAUGUGAAAUGAUGCUAGUGUUGUUGGAUGUGCUGUGCCAGUGUGCUGAGGGACGAGCUGAGCUGUUGAGCCAUGGAGCAGGACUUGCCAUAGUGUCGAAGAAGAUUCUAAGAGUUUCUACACUGGUAAAUGAUAGAGCUGUUAGGAUUCUUUUGUCUAUUUCCAAGUUCUCUGCGACUCCACAAGUUGUUCAGGAAAUGCUGAAACUGGGUGUGGUGGCGAAACUGUGCUUGGUGCUUCAGGUAGAGAGUGGGAGCAAGGCCAAGGAGAAGGCAAGGGAGAUACUCAAAAUGCAUACUCGAUCAUGGAGAGAUUCUCCAUGCAUACCCAGCAAUUUGCUCUCUUCAUACCCAGCUUAUGUGUGAAGUUAUGAGAAUUUUUUACCUACUUCUCUUAGAAACUUUUCCUUUGUAUAGAAUUAUUUGGAAAGGACAAUUAGUGAUAAGUUAUGGAUAUGGGCAUCAACUAUUGCACCCAAAUGGGUUGGAUAAUGAUUUAGGUUUUGACGGGUAUUUGUUGACAAUUUGGUACAUUAUGAAAUGGAUUAUUGAGACACAGGUUUUUUUUAUCUUCUUGUAAUCUGACACAACAGGAUAAUUAAUCAUACCGAUU